AUGCAGCAAUCGCGCUCCUUUGGCGACAGCAUCAUCACCGGCCUGGUAGACGCACCUAGCCGAGCAAAUCUCUCCAGACCACCGUCGUCGCCGCCGCCGCCGCCACCACUGCCGCCAAUAUCAAUAUCGCAUAAUCCUAAUCUUAACCCGCCAUCGCGAGACCCUCCAGGCCUUGACGGCAUCACGCCAGUCCCACGCUCCGUCUUCUCGUCCGUCCGCCUGCCGCGAAGCUCGUCGCUGAUCCAUCCGUCGCACGUGUCGUCGCAGUCGCCCACUCGUGCCACUACUGCUGCUACUCAUACUCAUACCACCAAUACCGCUGCUGCCACUACUGCUACUCAUACUGCGCUUCCUCCUGCUAGUAUUGGCAACAAUAGCGGCAAUCCGCUCCAUCAGACGCAUCGCGACACCGUGCACCCCCCCGUUAGCCUCAAGCGGCCCUCAACUCCGUCGUCGCAUCCCAGCAGGGGCACCACCGCCGGAGCAUCGCCGCAGCAAGGCUCCCGUUCCCGAAACCGCUGGUCGACCUCGUCCGUUUCGUCUUCCUCGGGUCGCACGUCUCCUUAUGCCUCUCACCAGGCCUCUGGCUCCCAUUCGCACUACCACGCCAACUCCAACUCGUCAUAUACCCGUCGCGCCAGUAUCGAGGCUGUAGUGGGUGCUUCUCACGGUUCGUCCGCUCUUGCUGCCGCUCAGGCUCAGGCGCCGCAAAACCUGCACCGAACCGAUCGGAGCCACUUCGCCUUGCCAGACCGCAGCGCAACGCCCACGCGAGCGUAUCCAAUGAGGUCCGAGUCGAGCAUGUCCAUGAGGCAUUACGAGAGCAGCCACCUACGCUCCAUGUCGCCCAAUCCAUACGCAAAUCCUGCCGUCACGACACAGUCUACCGCCAGAAUGCCCCACGAGCAGAACCGCGAUCCUUACGCCCCUCGGGGCCACUCGAGGGACAAUUCGAGCAAAAGCAGCAGAGACAUGGGCAAGCCCCGCGCUCAGAAAAAUCCUUCUCAAAAGGCAAUGCUUUCCCGAGCGCUGCAAAAGGCCAACACGGCAGUGCAGCUUGACAAUGCCCAAAAUUUCGAAGGCGCUCGAGAGGCCUACUCUGAGGCAUGUGACUUACUGCAGCAGGUGCUGGACCGAACGUCAGGGGAUGAGGACAAGAGGAAGCUUGAAGCUAUUCGCCAAACAUACACCAGCCGUAUCGAUGAACUGGAUCAGAUGGGCCCGUGGCAGGACGAGGCUGUCAAGGCUCUGCCCGCUAGGCCAGAGAGUGAAGAUUACGGCGCGUCCAUAUACAUGCACCAGGACUACGAGAUGAUGGAGGAGGCUCCCAGGAUCGAGACAGCACGAGUUGUUAGCUACAUUGGGGGAGACAUUUCGCCCGUUUCAGGAGGAGCACCGCCACACCAAUGGCAGCAAACCACUGGCUAUGCAACAGCGGAUAGACUGCAGCCUUCUCGUAACUUGGAGCCGGGACUGUUGCAGUCAUCGUUCUCUCGGGCGCCCAGGCGGUUACGCUCUACUGAUGAUCUUCGCGCACAACACCAAGAGGGCCAGUAUGCGCCGCCCCCUCUAUCGCCUCGCUCAAAAUCGCCAGUCAAGACGAACAAUGACGACAUGUUUGCGGAGCUGCCGCCACACGAACCCUAUCAGUAUCAGCAGCAUGCGCAGCAUCACGGCCAUCAACGACUGCCUAGCGAUAGUGUCCUAUCUCCGUAUGACCAGGAAAUUGUAGAUGGAGUCCAGAGUUCAUGGCUAGAUCCAAUCGAUGAGUCGGGAGCAUCAACAGCAUCAUCUGUACACUCACGUACCUCGUCGCUUGGCUACCGUCGGCGCCACAUCAGGGCUGCCAGCGGAAACACCGAGGCUGAGUUUGACACGGCUCUGGACGCUGCCAUCGAAGCUGCCUACGACGACGGCUUCGAGCCCAUGGAUUCCGUAGACUAUGAACCCAUAGACACCAGCGAGGAUCCCAUGGCAAGCGUGCUGCAAAAGGUGGAAAAAGCACGUGAAAGAGUGAGGCAGACCGAACAGGAAGCAUAUGAUGAGCUGGCGAAUCUCCGCCAAGCACAGCAGCAGAACCUGCAGCAGCUGCAGGAGGAGGACAAAUAUACCGCCGACGGAUUCUACGAGGAUGAUUCAUCCGAAGAAGAGGAAAGGCUGCUGGAUGAGAUUACACGCGACUUUGCAAUCGAGGACUUUACCAUGGAACAACCGUAUGGUACGACCGUGUCGGCAAAACAGCAGGAAGCUUGGAACGAGGAUGAGACGCAGGCGGACUUCAUCUCAGGGGUCCGAUCUUUCUCUGCCUUGUCGCAGAGACCGCCUAUCCCUAACUCUACCAGUGCCACACAACCACCAGCGCCGCCUCCAACUUCAGCAUUGCCAAACUUACCGCCCCCGACUUCGGCAUUGCCAGACUUACCAGCAGCAGGCCCGGGUUCUCCAUCAGGUGGGGUGCGGAAUCGUCGACUCUCUGGGCAGAAUCCAAAGCAGCUCAAGAUUGAAACCUCGAAUCUCGGACAACCCCCAAGCAGGUCGAUUUAUGACGAUGACGAAAUAUCCCCAAGCACUCAGGAGCCGCCUACAGAGGUGCUGACCCGAACAGACAGCGCUCAACCCGUCAGGCCGCCGAUACCAGGAGGCUUUGCCUCUGAUUCAAAGGUUCCUGCAUCGCCAACCGCCAAGAAACGGCUGCUGGAAGGAGAAGAAGCGCCCAGCGCCUCGCCUUCCAUCCACAGACUACGGAAGAACUUUUCGUCCUCCAGUUUGAGAAGCAUGAAGAGCAGAAACAUGUCAGUGUCGCAUCUUGACGACAGCUCCGACUUGUCUCCUGGCACUCCCAAUCCUUAUGGCAAGGCACCUGCUGUGCCUGCACUGCCGACGCCUCUCAUCACGUCGUUUAAAGAAAACAUGGAGAUGGGAGCCGGCGGUGCAGGGUUGCAUCUGUUUGACGGCGAUUUCCACGUAUCAGCCACUCCCGGUCCUCAAAGUCCCAUUGUUUCCGUGGACGUCCCCUUGCCCCUCGAACCCUGUCCAAACGAAUUCAUGCUGCGCCCUUUUUGGCUGAUGCGAUGCCUCUACCAAACACUUGUGCACCCCAAGGGAGGAUACGUCAGCACGAAGCUGUUUGUGCCGCGCGAUGUUUGGCGGGUCAAGGGAGUCAAGAUUAAGAAUGUGGAAGACAAGAUUGCAAACUGCGACUUUUUGACUGCGGCUCUCCUCAAGCUGGCCAAAGUUGACACUUUCGACGCAGACGCCGUGUUGGAAGAAAUGCAAGCCCUCGAGGGCAUUUUGGAGCAGAUACAGUCGACUCUAUCACGAAAGCUAGGGAGCGAAGUAGGCGUCCAAGGUUCCGGCCUUUUAUUCAAAGAUGCCUCUCUGGCGGACGGAGAUGGUGGGUCAGCUGUGCCACGAUCGGGCAGCGUGUCUGGUAAAGCCUCUGCAUUCUCAUGGCGAAGGCUUCGGCCAAAGACAUCGGGUGUUGGGUUGGGGGGGUCAUACAGCAACCGGAAUGGCAGUGCCGAAGUCAAGGAGGUGACAACACUGCCGAGCAUUCCCAUGACACCGAAACCGGCAAGUCGUCCGGCCAAGCGAGAUGUAAGCCAAGCUCAGUUCAUCGGCCCCAAUGCCAGUUACAUGGGCUCGCUUGCGCGCUUGUUUGACGCUGCCCAGGCAGUUGAUCAAAUCGCAAGGCAGGUUGACGACCCCGGUCUACGGCAUGCGGACAAGACCCAGGUCGGGUUGGAGCUUUGCACACGGCACGCGGCCGAGUUUUUCGGCUUCUACAUCUGCCGCGACACCGCAGAGUCGCCCAAUGCGAGCUUCGUGGAUGCCCAGAUGAGCCUGGCUGGGAGAGCCGGACGAGCCUGGACUCGGGAAUGGCUGCGGAAUUCCAGCAGCAGCAGUCAUGGCCUCAACCGCAACCUCAACAACACAUCCGGAUGGUCUCUGCUUCUGCGCACGACAGCUCCAUGUCGGCAUCGCAGCUACGCCUCGCAAGCAAAGCCGACGCCUGCGCAGCUCGAGGCGCGGAUAGCGGCGAUUCCCAUUGAGCGGUACAGAAACUUUUGCAUCGUGGCGCACAUUGACCAUGGCAAGAGCACGCUGAGCGACCGGCUGCUGGAGCUGACGGGGACCAUCUCGGCCAGCGAUGCGAACAAGCAGAUUCUGGACAAACUCGACGUCGAACGCGAGCGGGGAAUCACAGUCAAGGCACAGACGUGCACCAUGAUAUACAAGCACAAUGGCGACGAUUACCUGCUGCACCUCGUCGACACGCCGGGCCACGUCGAUUUCCGCGCCGAGGUCACCCGUUCAUACGCCAGCUGCGGCGGCGCUCUGCUGUUGAUCGACGCCAGCCAGGGCAUUCAGGCGCAGACGGUGUCCAACUUUCACCUGGCCUUUGCGCAGGAUCUGGCGCUGGUCCCCGUCAUCAACAAGAUCGACAUGCCGUCGGCUGAUGUGCCCCGCGUUCUGGACCAGAUGGAGACGAGCUUCGAGUUGGAUCCCAAAAGGGCUGUGCUGGUGAGCGCAAAGACGGGCAAAGGUGUUGGUGCCCUUUUGCCGGCGGUGGUGGAGGGGAUUCCGCACCCUGUCGGCGACGAGAGUAAGCCGCUGAAGAUGCUCCUGGUUGAUUCUUGGUACGACACUUUCAAGGGCGUGGUUCUGCUGGUGAGGCUGUUUGAUGGAUCUAUCAGGACGGGAGACAACGUCGUGUCACUGGGCACGGGCAUGAAGUACACGGUUGGUCAGGUCGGCAUUCAGUAUCCCAACGCAACGCCGCAGACGGUGCUUCGCGCAGGCCAGGUCGGUUAUGUCUACUUCAAUCCGGGCAUGAAACGGAUUCAAGAUGCCAAGCUAGGCGACACCUUCACCACGGUUGGAGAUGAAGACAUCGUCGAGCCGUGUCCAGGUUUUGAGGAACCCAAGCCCAUGGUGUUUGUUGCGGCGUUUCCUACCGAUCAGAGUGACUACACCCGUCUCGCCGACAGCAUCAAUCAGCUUGUGCUCAACGAUCGCAGUGUGACGCUGCAAAAGGACUUUUCCGAGGCUCUUGGAUCAGGAUGGCGUCUUGGGUUCCUGGGCAGUCUUCAUUGCUCGGUAUUUCAAGAUCGUUUGAGACAGGAGCAUGGCAAGAGCAUCAUCAUCACGGAACCUACCGUGCCAACCAAGAUUGUGUAUGCCGACGAGUCAGAGGAGGUCGUGCAGAACCCAGCCCUGUUUCCAGACUCGAGCGAUCACCGGAUCAGAGCCGCCACAUUAUACGAGCCCUAUGUGAAGGCGACAAUCACGGUCCCUGAAGAGUACCUCGGCCGCGUCAUCGAGCUUUGCGAGGGCAACCGCGGAGAGCAAAAGAGCCUAGAGUUUUUCCACACCGACCAGGUUAUUCUCUCAUACGACAUUCCCGCCUCACAGUUGGUCGACGAUUUGUUUGGAAAACUCAAAGGCGUCUCAAAAGGUUAUGCGACUCUUGACUACGAGGACGCAGGGUGGCGCCAGAGCAAAUUGGUGAAGCUCCAGCUACUUGUCAAUCGACAGCCCGUCGACGCCAUUUGUCGAGUGAUACAUUCGACACAGGUUGACCGCCUAGGGCGCCAAUGGGUCACAAAGUUCAAGGAGCAUGUCGAUCGACAAAUGUUUGAGGUCGUCAUCCAAGCCGUUGUGGGCAAUAAAGUUAUUGCUCGAGAAACCAUCAAACCUUUUCGAAAAGACGUCCUCGCAAAACUACACGCGAGUGAUAUCACUAGACGGAGAAAACUGCUCGAGAAGCAGAAGGAGGGGAGAAAGAGGCUGAGAGCAGUGGGAAAUGUGGUGAUUGACCAAUCUGCGUUUCAGAGCUUUUUGUCAAAAUAG
Messenger RNA from Trichoderma aggressivum f. europaeum, 5853 nucleotides. RefSeq lists its product as uncharacterized. Gene Ontology annotation, cellular component: mitochondrion. Gene Ontology annotation, biological process: positive regulation of translation. Gene Ontology annotation, molecular function: mitochondrial ribosome binding; GTPase activity; GTP binding. Bases 1 to 5853 code for a protein of 1950 amino acids. NCBI's taxonomy places the organism in Eukaryota, Fungi, Ascomycota, Sordariomycetes, Hypocreales, Hypocreaceae. The record is from RefSeq and is a predicted model, not a curated record. The transcript is spliced from 8 exons.